Molecule: messenger RNA, 6439 nt
Organism: Anolis carolinensis (green anole)
Lineage: Eukaryota; Metazoa; Chordata; Lepidosauria; Squamata; Anolidae
Gene: acvrl1
Product: activin A receptor like type 1
Exons: 11
Coding region: 794-2305 (503 amino acids)
Biological process (GO): heart development; protein phosphorylation; transforming growth factor beta receptor signaling pathway
Cellular component (GO): BMP receptor complex; plasma membrane
Molecular function (GO): transmembrane receptor protein serine/threonine kinase activity; ATP binding
Source: RefSeq, a predicted model, not a curated record
AAAUGAAGGCGGCAGCAGGGAGGGGUGGGAGGAAGGAAACCCAGAAAGGUGAGGCAAUAGGGAGACCAUAGAGAACAAUUGCACGGGGCCCUGCUGUGCUUGGGAGGAAGAGUGUGUUGUGUGUGUGCAUAUAGAUCUACGCUCCGCAAUAGGAAAUGCUUUAUUAGCUGGGAGUGGUGGAGAAAAGCCAGGCAGGAAGAGGCAGUAAUAAGAAACAUUUUUAACUUCUCCCACAUCCAGAGCUUGCCAAACCGCUGCUUUCAGCAAGAGGGAAAGAGCAGGGGGGCUGGAAAGAGGAUCCUGUCUCCCUCCGCAACCCAGCCCUUCAUACUCCCAGCUGCCUUCAACUGAGUGGCUGCCUUGAAAGGGACUUCACCGGACGGAGCUCAGCUUCAGGCUCAAUCUGGGGACACUGUUCUUUCUGACGUGAACCCAGGAAGACUGGAACCUUUGUAGGAAAGGAGACCCACGAAUCCAUCUCAGGCCAUGCAUCUGAGACCCAUGAAGAGCUGCCCAGAGUGACUUCAGGCCACAACUUUCCCAGAAAAUAAAAACCCAUCUCAGAUUCUGGUACCAAAGAGAAUGCUGUCAUCUGAGGAAGCCUCAGCCAAGGCCUGCUGAAAGGAGUUAGACAGCAGGAUACGGUUUAAAGCCCAAGUUUGCUCCAUUCUGUCUACAGACUCCUGGUCUUCUGUAGUCUUGGGGCGGCCGAUGAAAAGGUCCUCUGGGUAACAAUCGGCAGUCGGGUUCUAGCUGGUUGCAGAAGCGUCUCCCAGAGGACCCAAGUGACAAAAUGCUUCAAGGACUGAUCAUGGGUAUUUUCUUGAUGAUCCUGAAUCUCCCAAGAAGCAUUAUCGCUGGUGAGCUGACCUGUGUUUGUGAUGAACACGCACCGGACUGUGUUUUCAGUGAAGAAGGGAAAAACUUCAUUUGUUCUGGGGUGGUGUGUUUUGUCAGCAAACAUCGGGCGGAUGGAGAAAUUAUAUCCAGGAAAGGAUGCCUGCAAACGGAAUAUGAAACAUGCAGGGGCAGCAUACAAAAAAACUAUGGCAUGAAAUGCUGCUCGUCCAACAUGUGCAAUUUAAAUCUUUCCAUUAUGUUGCCAGGUGAAGAAAUUGAAGUGGGUCUGUCUCUUACGAACCUUCUCCUGAUGAUCUUGGUUCCACUGUUUGCCAUUGUGCUCCUUGCUGUGUUGGUGGGACUCUUUUUAUGGAAAGUGUGCCAGAGCCGUCAAAGGAAAAUGCAGCUUGGGUGUGAUGAUUUAGGAGAUAUGGAUUUCAUCCUGAAGUCAUCCAUCGCUGGCGACAGCACCUUAGAAGACUUGAUGGAGGAUGACUGCACCACCGGGAGUGGCUCAGGACUGCCCUUCCUUGUCCAAAGAACUGUAGCUCGGCAGAUCACACUGUCUGAAUGUGUUGGCAAAGGACGUUAUGGUGAGGUGUGGCGUGGAAUAUGGCAUGGGGAGAAUGUGGCUGUCAAAAUCUUCUCAUCCCGGGAUGAGCAGUCGUGGUUCCGGGAGACCGAAAUAUACAACACGGUGCUGCUGAGGCAUGACAACAUCUUGGGGUUCAUUGCCUCGGACAUGACCUCCAGGAAUUCCAGCACCCAGCUCUGGCUGAUAACCCACUACCAUGAACAUGGUUCCCUCUAUGACUAUCUGCAGUACACUGCACUGGAUGUGGAGACCUGCCUCCUCUUGGCCUCUUCCAUCAUCUGUGGGCUUGUUCACCUCCAUGUGGAAAUUUUUGGCACUCAGGGCAAGCCAGCCAUUGCUCACCGUGACCUGAAAAGUAGGAACAUCCUGGUCAAGAACAAUAAACAGUGCUGCAUUGCUGAUCUGGGUCUGGCAGUCAUGCAUUCCCAAAGCACUGACUUAUUGGACAUUGGGAACAACCCACGAGUGGGCACCAAGCGUUACAUGGCACCUGAAGUCUUAGAUGAACAGAUUCACAUGGACUGCUUUGAAUCCUUCAAGCGGACUGACAUCUGGGCCUAUGGCCUCGUACUCUGGGAGAUUGCCCGGAGAACAGUUGUGAACGGGAUUGUGGAAGAUUACAAGCCUCCUUUCUUUGAUAUGGUGCCAGUUGACCCCAGCUUUGAAGAAAUGAAGAAAGUGGUCUGUGUUGACCAGCGGACACCCACCAUCCCAAACAGGCUGUUCUCUGACCCGACGUUGUCUGCCUUGGCUAAGAUCAUGAAAGAAUGCUGGUUCCAGAGUCCCCCAGCCAGACUCACGGCAUUGAGGAUUAAAAAGACACUGAAAAAACUCAACAAUUCCUUCGACAAACCCAAACAAAACGCCUAACUGUGGGGACCAGCCCUGAGACCAGAGAUCAAGUUUCUGAUUCAUUGGAUCAGCAAGGAAGUUCAAGGUCACCCAACUCCCACUUCACUUUCCAGCCACUGGCCUUGCUAACCUGGGUCAAUGGGGCAGCAGCAAGCAAACAAGCAAGCAAACCUCGCCUGAAAUCUGGCCAAGAGGAUUUGGGCUUGAGCCUCCAGGACUGGGAUUGAUCGUUUGCAGGGAAAUUUAAUGGAACAGAUGACUGGCUUCAGUUCUUCUUAAUUUGUUUUCUCUAACUACAAAAGAGACGGGGAUACACCAGCUUCCCUCCUCUUCUUUCUCUCUCAGAACAUAUAUUAAUAUAAAUACCCCCUGGAUCUGUAACCUGACGCCAGUCGGUCUCGCCACCAACGCCUGAAAAAAUGGGAGGGAUCCUACUUGGAAAGAGCACAGCUGCUCUGCCCAAAGGGGAGCUGCCUUAGAAACACCAAUUAAGAGUCAUUCAUAAGCUGGUUUCUCUCCUUCCCUCCCUCCCUCUCUUUUCUAAAAAAGAUUGGGUAUGUAGGAUCUGCUUGUGUGUGUUUAUAUCCUGCUUGCAUGUCUGCAUGUGUACAAACAAGAGGGAAUGCAGAUUGGAAGGCUCCCACUUGUCAGAGCCUGAACACACCAGAUGCGCAUGUAUGCACAGGUUCAUGCCACAACAAUCUUAGAUGAGAAAGCACACUUGCAUAGAUAUAAAAAAAACUGGAGUGUUGGAGUUCAGAAUUCAAUGGUAGUCACGUUGGCUGCAAGUAAAAAGCACUGACAGAAUGCUGGAAUCUGGUAGAAGCAGGAAGGGGGAGGGUGCACUGCUUUCCCAAAAUUGCCUGCAAAAAUCUGGGAAAUCUCUUGUAGGUAUGUUGUUGUUUUUGGCAGCACAAUGGCUGUAGUGUGUGAGGUGCUUUCAACUCAGUGUUGAUGUAAUAUGGUCACAGUAUAGGAGUUGAGGUCUGAUGGUGUGGGAACCUCACUAAUUAUGUGCUGCUGGAUUCAGGCUGUAGCAACCUGUACAAGUAAGCCUCUAAGACAGUGGUUCUCAACCUGUGAGUCCCCAGAUGUUUUGGCCUACAACUCCCAGAAAUCCCAGCCAGUUUACCAGCUGUUAGAAUUUCUGGGAGUUGAAGGCCAAAACAUCUGGAGACCCACAGGCUGAGAACCACUGCUCUAGGACAAUCUUUAAAAGGCAACAAACUAGUUGUAACAGUUUGUAUUCCCAUCAGAGGAAGGUUGUUGUUUUUUUUUAAUGUUAAUGGCUCUUAAUUGCCCAUUCAAAGCCAAGCCCCACGUGUUAUUUUUUGCAUUAGAAGGGGGAUAACUCAUAAUCCCAUAAAAAGGAAGGGGUGGAGGGAGAGGAAUAUAGUAAUACAUUUAUGACUCACUGCUUUUUAAAACAUGACUUUUCCUGAAUAUAAAAUCACUUAUUUAGAUGCAAUACAGAGAAGAAACGGCACAAAAGCUCAUGCUAAAAUAGAAACCAGUUAAGUCUUAAAGGUGCCGCCAGGCUGCUCCCUUUCAUGUCUGCAAGAGAUUAACAGGGCUACUUCUUCAAAAACCGCAAGCACACAGUGUUCCUGGGAUAAUUCAUUUCUCUCCUCCCUCACCAGUCUAUUGUAAAGAUUACAGUUAAGAUCAGGGGUAAUAAGAAAAUGGGAAGGGGAGGUCAAAGCUUGGAGAGGUUUCUUUUUUUUGGAGGAUGGUCAGGAGCUUUAAUCCCAGCUCCUGAGUAGGUUGAUAAUGUCACCAUCCCCGAUAGUCAAAAGCAUUUUGCCACUCCUUUGCUGUGAGGCUUUGUUCCACUCUGCAACAUAUGUAGUAGCCAUGCUGACCAGUACUUUAUUGGGACACUGGCAGGGAACAUCUUGUGUCAAUCAUAGAAGAAGGCUGGAAUGUAAAUGUCACAAACUAGAAUCACCACCUGCACCAAGAAAACCUUGGUUAAGGCAGAUUCCCCCUCUGUACUUUUAGAGUUGAUUGGCAGAUCCAUUUUGCUGAGCUAUAUCUUUCACCCAGUGGCGCAAUGGGUUAAACCCUUGUGCCGGCAGGACUGCUGACCAACAGGUUGGCGGGGCAAAUCCAGGGAGAGCAGGUGAGGUCCCUCUGUCAGCUCCAGCUCCCCUUGCGAGGACACGAGAGAAGCCUCCCACAAGGAUGGUAAAACAUCAAACAUCUGGGCAUCCCCUGGACAACAUCCUUGCAGACAGCCAAUUAUCUCACACCAGAAGCAACUUGCAGUUUUUCAAGUCGCUCCUGGCAUUAAAAAAAAAACCAACACUAGGAUUUAGCUCAGCAAGCUAAACCAUGAUUUAAUUGGACAUUUGGAACUGACUCAGAUUCACACAACAUACCAUGGUUAAACUAUGAUUAUGGUAGCUCUGUGGCAUUUUGUUGCAAUUGUAUGUGCUUGUACUUGAGAAGCCAAUCUUAUAAAAUCUCAAAAGAUAUAAGGCCCUAUAGCAGGUAUGGGUAAAACCAGGCCCAGGUUGGGCUCUUUUCUCAGGCGAUCCUCUCUCUCACCAUCCUAUCCUUCCUUCCUUCUCUCUUUCCUUCCCUCCUUUCCCUUCCUUUCUUCUCUUCCUUCCUUUCUCCCCCCCCCCCCCCUUCUCUUUUUCCUUCCUUUCCUCCUGGGGGAUGUUUAGCUGGGAGAAGAGAAGGUAGAGAGAAACAUGAGAACCAUGUUUUAGGAUGUAAAAGGGUGUCCCAUUGAGGAGAGAGGGGAAAAACACUUUCUGCUGCUCUAGAGAUCAGGGGACAAGGGAGCAAUGGGUUCCAAUGGCAGGGAAAGAGAUUCGACUGAAAAGAUGAAGAACUUUCUGGAGAAUGGUAUAGGCUGCCUGGGAGUGUGGUGGAGUCUCCUUCUCUGGAGGCUUUUCCGCAGAGGCUUUCUAUCAGGAGUGCUUUGAUUGUGCCUUCCUCUAUGGCAGGGGGUUGGACUGGAUGGCCCUUGGGGUUCUAUUCCAGCUUUAGGAUUCUAUUUAGGCAAUAUGGAGUCCAAUGGAUAUACUUUUUCUUUCCCAUCCACCAUCUCAUCCUGACCAAGGCUAACCCUUUUGGGAUCCAAAUGUUCUCUUUCUUUCGUUCACUUUGUGCCUCCAAAAGAACAGAGGAAGGGAAGGAAAGGGCAGGGAGGGGACUUGGGGAGGCCCCCCUUCCCGGUCCGCUCACCCUACUACGGUCCAUCAUGCGGCCCCCAACUUAGAAAGUUUGCCCGUGCCUGCCCUAUAGGGUAGAUUCAAGCAAUGAACAUUGGAUUUGCUUUUUACAGUCAGCCAAUAUGGCACAGUGGUUUGAGUGUUGCACUCAAGUUUGGAGUCCAAGUUUUUGAAUCCUCGUUCAGCCAUGGUAAAUAACUGGCUGACCAUGUGUGUGUGCAUAUCUGUCUGUUUUUCUGCCUGCCUGCCUGCCUAUCAGUCAUCUGUCUCUAUCUGUUGCCAACCAUAUGCCUUCAAGUGGUCUGUCAUCUUGUAGCGAAUUGACCCCAUGAAUUUAAUUUGAUUUUAUAAGCAAAGAAUCCUCAGAGUUGAUCUUGCCAGCUCCUUCCUCUGAAAUACAGCCUACUACACAUGGUAUUUCUUGGUGGCCUCCCAUUCAAGGACCAACCAGGGCUGCCUCUGGCCCCUUCUACACUGUCAUGUAAUCCAGUUCAAAGCAGAUAAUCUGGAUUUUAUAUGGCAGUGUAGAAGGGGCCUCUGUUUAACUUUCAAGAUCAGCCAAGGUGACGUUGAUAUAAAUUGGGCAUGGCCUGAAGGCCCAACAAGGAAGGCAACUAUUCUGAAAAAAGGAGGUAGUAAUGGUGGAAGGUGAGUCUUAAGAGUAUUCACAGAAAAAAAUGAAGACACCAAGGAUUAAUAGGAACGAUAUGGUAAGAUUGCAUGGCAGUUUAUUCAGUACACCUCAAAAUUGUCUUUUUCACCUCCAGGGAAUUAAUCUUCUUGUCUUAAACUUUUCAGAAACAUUUAUACUUGCACAUAAUGUACCCAUGACAAAGCAACCAAGUAAACCUGAGUAAAAAAAAGUGUAAUCCUAAUUCACCAUAAAGACUCUAAGGUUGCUUUUCAAAUGUCAUUAUUUUGCACAGAUUUUAUAUAUAUUUAUUAAAUACGCACCAGAAAACCGUCA